Messenger RNA from Penicillium odoratum, 1857 nucleotides. RefSeq names its product mitogen-activated protein kinase kinase PBS2 (gene pbs2). The transcript has 2 exons. NCBI's taxonomy places the organism in Eukaryota, Fungi, Ascomycota, Eurotiomycetes, Eurotiales, Aspergillaceae. Gene Ontology annotation, molecular function: MAP kinase kinase activity; ATP binding. Bases 1 to 1857 code for a protein of 618 amino acids. The record is from RefSeq and is a predicted model, not a curated record. Gene Ontology annotation, biological process: protein phosphorylation; MAPK cascade; cellular hyperosmotic response.
AUGACCGACCGCGAUCCCGCCGUGGAGACCCCUCCGACCGAUGACGAGAACAGUAAUGGCUCCGGAGGCUUAUCCCCCAUAUCCCAAGGUAUCGCAACUAUCGAUCACGCAAAGCCACCCCUCCCACUCCACGCUUCCAACACGAGCAUGCCCGCCUCGUCCCUAGCUCAAAUCAGCGCCGCGCGGCGGGGUGCCGGUGGCUCGCCAUCCCCGCACCCCUCGAUGAGUGCGCCAGGGAGCGGCGGGUUGAAUCAGGAUAUUAUGGCCAAGAUGAAGGCAUUUUCUCUUUCUCGACAAGGCGUCCCAUUGCCACACGUUGCGUCCACCGGCCACAUUCCCACUUCCAACGAUGUCGGCGCGGGCGGUGCUUUGGCUGGGCGGAUUCCACCCGGUGCACGACCUCACACUAAUCACUGGACAUCUUCCCCCGUUGUUCCGUCAAUUACGAGCCCUUCGUCCUCCCCCAAGCUGAGCGGGCUCGCUGCGAAAAGAAUGAAACCCGGACUCAAGCUGUCCGACGUGACCGGUGGCCCGCCAGCACCGAAUGGGACUGACACCAAAUCGGAAAAGGAGAAUGGUGCUGAGUCGGCUUUCAGCAAAUACUCCGAGUUUAUCGAUACGAAAUCCGGAACCUUGAAUUUCAAGAACAAAGCGAUCCUACACGGCGGAGGUGUGGAGUUCUCUACUGGCCAUAGCUUCAAGAUCUCCUUGGACGAAGUGGAUCGGUUAGAUGAGUUGGGUAAGGGAAACUACGGUACCGUUUACAAAGUUCGACACAGCCGCCCUCACCUGCGGAAACCGGGCUUGGGGUUGAGUGGGAUUGUGAGCCGGUCGGCCGUUGAGGCAGCCGACCAGGCGGGCAAAGAUAAUCUGUCGGGCGUGAUUAUGGCGAUGAAAGAAAUCCGGCUCGAGCUGGACGAAGCCAAGUUCGCUCAGAUCAUUAUGGAAUUGGACAUUCUGCACCGAUGCGUCUCCCCCUUCAUUAUCGAUUUUUACGGCGCAUUCUUCCAAGAAGGAGCUGUAUACAUGUGUGUUGAGUACAUGGACGGUGGUUCGAUUGACAAGAUCUACGAGGGAGGACUGCCUGAGAAUAUUUUGCGAAAGAUGACAUUAUCCACCAUCAUGGGAUUGAAAUCGCUUAAGGAUGAGCACAACAUUAUUCACCGAGAUGUGAAGCCGACCAAUAUUCUGGUCAACAGCAAAGGUCAGAUCAAGAUCUGCGACUUCGGUGUGAGUGGGAACUUGGUGGCCAGUAUCGCAAAGACCAACAUUGGGUGUCAAAGUUACAUGGCACCAGAGCGCAUUGCAGGUGGUGGUAUGCAACAGUCUGGAGCGACAAGCGGUGGAACAUACAGUGUGCAGAGUGAUGUCUGGAGUUUGGGAUUGUCGAUUAUCGAGUGCGCCAUGGGACGAUACCCGUAUCCGCCGGAGACAUUCACCAACAUUUUCAGCCAGUUACACGCAAUCGUCCAUGGUGACCCCCCAACUCUUCCUGCGGAUGGUUAUUCGGAAGAUGCUCACGCAUUUGUUCGAGCCUGUCUCGAUAAGAGCCCGAAGAAUCGACCUACCUACAACAUGCUGCUUCGCCACCCUUGGCUUCAGCCUCUCAUGCAACCACCAACCGAGGCUGAGACCGAGGCUGUUGCCCAAGCCGAAGCAUCGACUGCCGGCGAGGGCCUGCCGUCCUCUGUCACUGAAGACAAGGAAGUCGCUGAGUGGGUGCUUAAACAACUCGACAUGAAAGAGAAAGGUCUUCUUCCCACUAGCGAGAAGCCUGCUCUUCACACUGUGGCCUUGGACAAAGUAGCCACCAGCCCUAUCCUUGAUGACGCUAUCACUCCCUCAAUUGCGGAGUGA